CUCUCCUCUCCCCUUUUUUUUCUUUGCUUUUUCCUUCAAUCCUUGUAGUUUCACCCCCUCUGUUAUUCCUUUUGCCUUUACCAUGUCGAUCAUGGCCUCAAACCCUGUUCUUCGUCUUCUCCACAACAAGAAGCUCAAUCUUCAACAACAACCUCACCAAAUGGAUGAUCUUCCUCACGAUGUUCUUCUCAGCAUCCUUUCUCGCCUACCCAUUUCAUCUCUGAUUCAGUUCAGAUACGUUUGCAGGUCAUGGCGGCUUUUAGCUCAACACCCACAAGUUCUUGACCUGCACAACUCUGUCGAUGAUCAUCAUAACUUUCGUUGCUUAAUCUUCCACUGUGAUUACCCCAUCAGAAAUCAGCUCUAUUUCGUUGAUUUACCUGAUUUCAGAGACGAUAAAUUGUCAGUGAAGAGGAUUUUCACUCCUUUUUCAGCUACAAUGUCCGAGUACGAUGUGGUCGGUUCAUGUCAUGGCUUCCUCUGUUUAUCUGAUUCUCUUUACAAUGACAAGCUCUUUAUUUACAACCCCUUUACUAGAGAUUACUUACAACUCCCCAAAACCAAGGAAUUUUCGAAUCCGGAUGUGGUUUGUGGCGUUGGAUUUCACCCACAAACUAAACAGUUCAAAGUGCUUACCAUUGUUUAUGCCAGAGGCUUUCGCCGUAUACAGAGACGCUUUAGCCACUCUGAAGUUCAAAUUUUCACAUUGGGAAGUUCCAAUUGGAGAAGCAUCGGCAAACUUUACCACCAUCUAGCUCAAGGGCAGCCUCAAGCCGUCGUCAAUGGCAGACUCCACUGGGUUUCUCUGCCUCCACGACACCAUCUUGGUCGCGCCAUUGUCUCAUUCGACUUAGAAACAGAGCAAUUCAUUGACAUCCCCAAGCCGGAUUUGGGCAGCUUAAGUCGAAACAAUUACCAUUUAGUGAUUCUAAAUGGCUGUCUCUCUGCUGCUGUCUACUGCACUUACGGCAAAAUGGAGAUUUGGGUCAUGAAAGAGUAUGGCGUGAAGGAAUCUUGGGUUAAAAGUUUCAACAUUGGAACAUACAUGCCAAAAGCACUUAAACAAGAAGCAGAGAUACCGUUUAAGGUGUCGAAGAUCGUGCUUCGAGGCAGAAUUGUGAGGGUUCUCUGCAUUUUGAAAAGCGGAGAGAUUUUGUUGGAGUAUAGAAACAGAGCUCUGGUUCUUUUCCAUCCAAAUACUGGGAAAUUCAAGGAUGUUGCUUUUGAAGGCAUGCCCCAUUGGUUUCAAACUGUUGUUCAUUUCGGAAGCUUGAAUCGGAUCGAUACUAUGUUCUGAAACAUAUCCAUUAUGAUUUAGAAUUAAACUAAUUGUUUUCUUCAAAUCUUUUCAAUCUUCCCUUCUGCUUCUGUGUAGCUUAUGGUAGUAUAAUACAAGCAGAACAAAGCAGACAAAUCUAAUAGACAAUUGUGAUUAAGUUGCUAAUACUAA
Messenger RNA from Cucurbita moschata (crookneck pumpkin), 1450 nucleotides. RefSeq names its product F-box protein At3g07870-like. The record is from RefSeq and is a predicted model, not a curated record. The transcript has a single exon. NCBI's taxonomy places the organism in Eukaryota, Viridiplantae, Streptophyta, Magnoliopsida, Cucurbitales, Cucurbitaceae. Bases 83 to 1297 code for a protein of 404 amino acids. Gene Ontology annotation, molecular function: protein binding.